Molecule: messenger RNA, 1765 nt
Organism: [Torrubiella] hemipterigena
Lineage: Eukaryota; Fungi; Ascomycota; Sordariomycetes; Hypocreales; Clavicipitaceae
Source: the annotation of a GenBank genome assembly
AACUGCGUGUAUUUUUGGUUUUCUAUUGUAGCAAAAGAAAUUAGAGAAGGAAACGAAACCAUGAUUUUUAAAUCCCUGCAUAAAGAAAUAACUGUGCCUCCCGGAAUCACCUAUUGGGACUGGCUCUUGUCGGAUAACGCGGCAUUUCCUGUUCCCAAUGACCCUAAUACCGGCUAUGUAGACGGCAUCACAGGUCAACGCAUCACCUUUCACCAGGUACGAGACUACAGCAUCAGUCUCGCCUCUGCGUUGGUCAACGAACACAAUCUUCGCCCGGGAGAUGUUGUCUCCAUCUGCUCUCCAAACACGAUAUGGUAUCCCCUCUGCACGCUUGCUGUUAUGAGGGCCGGUGGUAUUCCGGCCUUGUCGUCACCAGCGUAUACAGAAGACGAGUUUGUACACACCAUUGGCACCGUCAAGUCUCGCUUCAUAAUUGCCUCCUCUGAUGCUUUGCCAUUAAUCGGAAAAGCAGGCAAACGGUUGGGUAUCUCUGAUAGUCGCACAUUUUCCAUGGAAGAGGCCACUGGUGGAUUCAAGUCUAUACAGGAUAUGAUAAAGAAAUAUCAUGGCCCUACGACACCGUCUCAACCUCUGCCUGCGGGCAAGACAAACGGCCAGGUCCCUGGCGUGCUAUGUUUUAGCAGCGGAACUACCGGUCUUCCCAAAGCAGUCAUGGUUUCGCACCAAAAUCUCAUUGCGCAAUGUCUACAGGUUCUUGCUACCACUUACCCUGACCAUAAAAAAGUGCUAGCAGUGCUUCCAUUUUAUCACAUCACGGGAGUCGUGAAAUUGAUGACGUUCCCUCUUAUUCUCAACGCCGAGGUUGUCGUAUUGUCCAAGUUUACCAUGAAGGCAUUGCUCGAUGCAGUCGCCAGACAUAGAAUUCCCGAGCUACAGCUAGUUCCGCCACUACUCAUCAGGCUCGUCCGCGAUCCAUUAGUAGAAAAGUACGAUCUCUCCUUUGUAAAGCGAUUCGGUACAGGCGCCGCGCCAACCAGCGACGAGAUUCUUGCUCUAUUGGAAAAGAAGUUUCCCGGAAGUGGUAUUAAACAGGGAUAUGGCUUAACAGAAAGCACUGGGUGCAUCACACAGCAUCCACUGGGUGUCAACUCGUACGAGUUUGCUCACAGAGCCGGCACUCUGGUCGCCAGCACACAAGUCAAGAUUGUUAAAGAAGACGGCCAGCUCGCGGGAGUAGACGAGCAAGGCGAGAUUCUGGCCAAGGGGCCGCAAAUAUUCCCGGGCUACUACAACAAUCCCGAGGCUUCGGCCGCUGCCUUUGACGAAGACGGCUUCCUCCGAACGGGAGACCAGGGCUCUAUUGAUAGCAAUGGGUGGCUCACCAUUCAUGAUCGCAUCAAGGAGCUAAUCAAGGUCAAGGGCGUGCAGGUAGCGCCAGCCGAGUUGGAGGAUGCUGUCUUGGGCCAUCCCAAGGUGGAAGAUGCCGCUGUCGUUGGAAUUCCCGACGAUUACGCUGGGGAGCUUCCAUAUGCGUUUAUUGUACCGAAACCUGAGUACGCCCAGGAGACAGGUAUUGCGCAGGAAAUCGUAGCGUAUAUCAAGGAAAAGAAGAGCCGUACCAAGUGGUUAGGGGGCGCGGUAGUGGUUCCGGUGAUUCCCAAGAGCGCCAGUGGCAAGAUUCUGAGACGAGUUUUGAAAAAGGAGCAUCUGGAAGCAUUUAAGAAGCCGGUCGCCAAACUUUAAGAAACUAGAUACUAUUAGAUCUUCCAGAAACACAGUCAGGCAGUAAAGUUUGACCUAGGCG